Saccostrea cuccullata (small rock oyster) is the source of this 3756-nucleotide messenger RNA. RefSeq names its product VWFA and cache domain-containing protein 1-like. The record is from RefSeq and is a predicted model, not a curated record. The transcript has 23 exons. Gene Ontology annotation, cellular component: voltage-gated calcium channel complex. The coding region runs from base 170 to 3583 and encodes 1137 amino acids. Gene Ontology annotation, molecular function: voltage-gated calcium channel activity. Lineage: Eukaryota; Metazoa; Mollusca; Bivalvia; Ostreida; Ostreidae.
ACAAAGACCUAUAGAAAUGUUUAUGCAAAACUACACUGGGAUUUCCGGGGAAUUCCCAACCUGAGUAUGAAGCCUGCAAAAAAGAAACAACAUUAAGAAGCAUGACCUACAUUUGAAAGUUUGAAAAAAAUACAUUUAAAGACUUUGGAGUAUAAAGAACAUUAAUUAAAUGAAAGAAGGCCUAAAUAUUGCAAUGUUAAGAAGCUUUUACAUAGUUAUAAUUCUUCUCUUGGGGAGUUUUGAGCCAGCGAAGGGAACUAAUGACCAAAGAAUAAAUGGUGAUAUACUGGCCGGCGAAUUAAACAGAGUGGCAGAUGCUGUAGGAAGGUCUUUUAUACAGGAAAUAUAUAAUAACAUGCAUUACAACGAUCAACUUCGAGAUGGACAAAGAUUAUCACAAGAUAUUUCCAAGAAAAUUGCUCAACGGAUGGAAAGUAUAAAAACUGCUUUAGUUGAUCUUAAAAAUACCAUGGAGGAUACAUAUGAGCAGAUGACCUCUAGUAUCAGGCACCAGGACUGCUGUGUGGACGGGACUUAUCAGAAAAACCUUCACUUCAGAACCAGGGUAUCGGUAGAUAGUUUUUGCUACAGUAAGCCAAGCUACGUAGAAAAUGCCAACAUAAAAUAUCCCACCAUGGAUAUACUGACUACAAUGAAAGACAACCAUCAAAAUAAUAAAAACCUCCAGUUUCAAUACAUUGCAUUUACUUCAGGACUAUUUAUUAAUUACCCGUCAACUAAGUUGACUGAUUGCAACUCGUUUGAUCCACGAAUCAGGCCAUACUUCGUGUCCAGUACAACCUCUAAACCAAGAGAUGUGGUGCUUGUCUUAGAUAUUUCCGCUUCUAUGAGCGGAGACAAAUUAAGAGAGACAAGAGAUGCCGCCAUAACUGUCAUGGAAACCCUUAGCGUUCAUGACAGGAUUGCUAUUGUAUUAUUUAACAACGUGGCAAGCAGUCCAAAUGAUUGUUACGAUGAACAACUUGUUCCAGUGACACGCACAACCAAAGAUGUGCUUAAAAAAUUCAUUACUUCAAAAGGAGCAGAAGGAGGGUCGAAUUAUGAAGUGGGUUUACGUAAAGCAUUCGGAUAUUUUAAAACCAACUCAACCGAACAGAAUGCGGCCAGAGAUAUGAUUAUUUUGUUUGUGACUGAUGGGACUAACAGUGGAGGCAACCCCCUUGAGGUUAUCAAGAACGAGAAUCAGAAAAUACAAAACAGAGUUGUCAUCAACACGUACGGAUUAGGAAAUAGUUUAAGCAGCCAAGUCAAAGAGCUGUUGGUGAAUAUGUCUAAACAGACAUUGCAUGACGAUUCAUAUGGUUACGUUACACCCGGGAAAUCCUACACCUUAACAGACGCCAUGUUGCCGUCCCUUCGGGAGGCUAUGGGAACCUAUUACGACUAUUCCAGCGUCUCCAUAUCUCAGACACCAACAUACACACAGCCCUAUAAAGAUUUCUUUAGUAAAGAGUUUGUGGUGACGGGUUGUCUCCCCAUUGGAAACAGAGGGACUUUUGUUGGGGUAGCUUGCGCUGAUAUUCUGCUCAGUGAGCUGGUAACAGAAAUUAUUUACCUUCAGCAAGGAGAAUUUUCUUAUGUUUUUAUCAUUGACGGCGCGGAAAGGACAUUGAUUCAUCCGCUUCUUCCAGAUCCUCGUGAUGUCAAUGCGACAGAGUAUGACGUCAAUAACAUCUUCAACUUUGAAAGAUCUGGAGAUGUCCAUGUAGUUAUAGAUUCCAUGAAAAGGGCUGAGACAGGACAAAGGAGCCUGUUGACUACUAUUUAUGAGACUAGAGGAGACAGAUUGUUGGAUGGCGAUUCCAAAAGGGAGCUUGAUGCUGUAUAUUACUGGGCUCCGAUCGUUGCUUCUGGGAGUAACUUAUCUCUUUGUUUGGUGAUGGCAAAAAACAACAGCCUAACGUCCUUGGCGUUCCAUUCUCGGCCAUCUGUCCAGAGCAAUGAUUUCGUGUACCAUCGUUGGGACCUAACAACCUGGCCCCAGCCCUUCUGCAGGCAUUUCAAUAGAUAUGCAACAAAAGCUAAAACAACAAUCAAGCUUACGCCAGACGCAUUCUUGGAUCCGUAUGAAUACACGUUUGUUGAAGAGACCGAGUCCAGGAUUAAGCAGUAUGAGGACUAUUUGUCUGGAAAAAUUACAACCAAUCCUGGUUUAAAGGUGGAGGCAAUCAAUUCUAUAAGAGUCACAUACCCCAUUGAAAGGUUUUGGAAGACUGUAUCUUAUCAAGAUGCUCCAUAUCUAGUUUGGCGAUACAUAAUGACUGAAGAUGGUGUCCAACGAAUUUAUCCAGGCGUCCGCCUUACCAAUGAUUAUGAUCACAAAAUUAGACCGUGGUACCGCCGAACAGUUGCACAGAAAUUGAUUAACGUGGUGUCUGCUCCGUAUGAAGACUCGUGGGGAUCCGGUAAAGUUAUAACGCUAUCAAGGGUAAUUUUGAAAAGUGCAACGAAUCCUAAGUCUAAAACAGAGGCAGUUAUUGGAACAGACUUCUCCAUUUAUCAUUUUCACCAACUGUUAAAAGAUAAAUAUCCAAUAUGUGCCAACAAAACAUUGUAUAGCUGUAUAGUGAUAGACAAUAGUGGAUUCCUUGUUAUGCACCCUUUUUACAUUGAGACCACGUCUCCAGUUAAAAAUCGAAUCCAUAUCUCCUACAUGGAGGGCAGAAUAUCUCGUUCUCUGAUAUCAACUGGUAUCAUGUACCGUCAACCUUGCAGAGACACAGAAAACAAAAAGGAACAGUUCACAUACAGGGUCAAAUUACUACGGUCACAGCUGAGUGGUUUGGUAGAUCCCAUUGAAAAAUACGAAAUACGCCCAGUCCCUGGAUCGAAUGUUUUCUUGAUACUUAAAGAAAUAGUAUCCAAUGAUGACUCAUCAACAUGCUGUUCUACGCCGAGUUCCUCUUCUCCCAGUUCUGUACAAUGCGGAGAAGACACCUGUUCAUGUCUUUGCUACAAGACCAUAGAUUUCAACGAAUGUGAAAAUAAAUAUGAAAACAUGGAAGGAAUAGAUCCUUGUAAUCCAAAGCUACCAACUCUUGAGUCUGUUAGUGUACCCGAAGAAGAAAAAACUAGAAAUCUGGAAACCUGUUUUCCGACCAGUUGCCCUUGUCGAAAAACAGAAAGUGAAUGCUUCCGUACCUCUGGUUGUUCUUGGUGCACAAGUUCAAUAGACGGAGCUUUGGUUAAAGGGUUUUGUGACUUGAAGGAAACCUGUCCCUCCAAGCAGUGUCUCAAAAAAGAGUGUGGUCCAAAAUGUUGUGGACCUCAGUGCAAGGGACCACCAGAACCCGAGGGCCAAACGAUGCUGUAUGUUGGUUCGUCUGUAGGUGCCGUACUUGUCAUCGUCAUCAUUAUUUCCAUCGUUGUAAUAGUCGUAAAAUGUAGGCGAAGACAAAAUCAUGGACACGAUGGGACAUAUAUUGAACCAACCCACGUACAUGGAAGCAGAUCGGUUUGUUCCUCUAAUGAAUCUGUAGAUUAUGAACACUCACACAAUUUUUAUGUCACUAGACAAUUCAGUGAAACUUCAGAGGAAAACCAUAGUGAGCCAGAAACCUAACGGAAAAUUAAGAAAUUUGAAUGUAUGACUAGUUUAUUACAAGGUUUUUACAUAAGUAUACUGUAGUUGAGAUUAAUUUUGCUUUGAAUAUAACAUUCUCAAAUAGAAUAUGAUUUUAUAUAUAUGUAUGGUAAUUUAUAAUACAAUAAGAAAUGUCAAAAAUUUUUAUCGUU